Molecule: messenger RNA, 359 nt
Organism: Diachasma alloeum
Lineage: Eukaryota; Metazoa; Arthropoda; Insecta; Hymenoptera; Braconidae
Product: neuropeptide-like protein 30
Exons: 3
Coding region: 49-276 (75 amino acids)
Source: RefSeq, a predicted model, not a curated record
UUUGUGGGAAUUGAAAAAUCAGAGGUGAUAAGGGACAUCAUCGACAGCAUGGCUUCCCCAAAGAUCUUCACUCUAUUCGUCCUCUUGGUUGUUAUCGGUGCGACUCUUGCACGGCCCGGAUACCUCGGUGGGUAUGGGUAUGGAGGCUAUGGGCACGGGCUAGGGUACUACGGCUACAGAUAUCCAUUCUACGGCGGGUAUGGGCAUGGCUAUGGUGGAUACUAUGGAUACCCUUUCUUCGGCCACGGCUACGGAUACUACGGUCACUAUCUGUGAAACACAGGCUGCACGGCUUUGGACACUACUUCUGACGAGACUCGACGAAUGCUGACUCAACCGACAUGCACAGAUUUUCGAUA